Molecule: messenger RNA, 1407 nt
Organism: Durotheca rogersii
Lineage: Eukaryota; Fungi; Ascomycota; Sordariomycetes; Xylariales; Xylariaceae
Product: Arp2/3 complex
Exons: 6
Coding region: 1-957 (318 amino acids)
Biological process (GO): actin filament polymerization; Arp2/3 complex-mediated actin nucleation
Cellular component (GO): actin cytoskeleton; Arp2/3 protein complex
Molecular function (GO): actin filament binding; structural constituent of cytoskeleton
Source: RefSeq, a predicted model, not a curated record
AUGCUGCUUCUCGACUACCAGAACGUCCUGAUACAAUCUGUACUGGCCGAGAGAUUCUCCGGAGCUCCUCCCGCCUCCAUCGACCAGACCGUUUCCGACUUCGACGGCGUCAUCUUCCACAUAUCCACCCCCGAGUCCAAGACCCAGAUCCUAGUUUCCAUCCAGAUCCGAUGCUUCAAAGAUCUCGUUAAGUAUGGCGCUGAGCAGGUGCUCCAACGCGAGUAUGGCCCUUAUGUGGUAGCCGCCGAGACCGGCUACGAUUUCUCAGUCCUGGUCGACCUCGAGAAUCUACCAGCUGAAAAGGAGGCACGAGACGAACUGGUCAACAAGAUCUCGUUGCUGAAGCGCAAUGCCAUGGCGGCGCCGUUCGAGCAUGCCUAUUCCGAGCAUUACAAGCUGAAGGAGGCCGCUUCGAAGUACACGUCGGAGGAAGCGCCCCAGGGCGUCCGAGAAGGCGGUGAGGUGAUGGCUAUUCACUACCGCGACGAGGAGGCUAUCUACGUGAAGGCGAGCCACGACCGCGUGACCGUCAUCUUCAGCACCAUCUUCCGCGAGGAGACGGACAGGGUGUUCGGGAAGGUCUUCAUCCAAGAGUUCGUCGAUGCGCGAAGGAGAGCGAUCCAGAAUGCGCCUCAGGUCUUGUUCAUGAACGAGCCACCGCUGGAAUUGCAGGGCGUUCCCGGCGUACAGGCCUCUGGCGGGGACGUCGGAUAUGUCACCUUCGUUCUGUUCCCGCGACAUUUGACCCCCCAGCGGAUGCCAGAUGUCAUCUCUCACAUCCAGACCUUCCGCGACUACUUCCAUUACCACAUUAAGGCGUCUAAGGCAUAUAUUCACUCCCGUAUGAGGCGGAGGACAGCAGAUUUCCUCCAAGUGCUCCGAAGGGCCCGGCCAGAGAAUGAGGAGAAAGAGAGGAAGACAGCAAGCGGAAGGACAUUCAAGGUCCAAGGAUCCUAGGAUGGGUGCUUCUUACAGCUUUUUUCUUCACGCAACACGGCGACAAUGCGUAACCUCAUACCCCCACAUGUGCAAUGCCGACAGACAAUGCCAUGCCAAAUGGAAGAUUUUUUUUUUGGCUUCAAUGCCUGCAGCCUAUAUAAGGUGAAACAAUAUGUUGUGAACUGAAGGAUACAAUCGCAUUGCUCAACCCGCAACAACUUCAACAUAGACAAGGGCAACAAAGCCAUCGACUGCCAGCUUACGACGUCAAAGGAAUACGAGCUUAUAAACAACCCCGUCGAUGGGCCGUACAUGUGUAAUUAUUCAGAAUAUACACACCGCUCUGGAGACUCAUACGUAGGUCCCCAUAUUUAAUAUUCCAAACAUAGACACCUUCGCCCUCACGCAGCGAGGUCAAAUUCUCCCGGUAGGUUGACCCCCCCUGACCCCUAUUGUCUUAUUUGUUUU